AUGCUGGAGAAGAGACGCAAGGCACGGGACUCGAUUACAAGCAAGUCGUCUCCCGAGCUGCAUGCCGUUCCGAAGAAAUCCCGACUGAAAGCGCUCUUCCGCGGCAUCCUGCGCGUGCCCUCCAACAGUAAGCGAUACGAUUGCCAACCCGUUGCCGCCGUCCUGCCCUCACCGGACAAGGGGGUGGAUAAAAGCGUCGACCGGAGCGCCGCCAAUUCGAGUGUCAGCUCCAACAAGAGUAUCCCGACGGCCAUAAAGAACAACGAGAACCUUCGGCGACUACUGCAUGGCUCGACGGCGACACCUAUCGCUCAGACAUCCUAUACCAACUCGGAGUUCAACGAAUCACGCGACUCGCUGAGCAAGGAGCCGAGCAGCCUGAUGUCGGAUUACGGGAGCUCGCCGCUGACGGAGGGACUGUCGCGUUCGAUGUCGGCUCUAAAUAUCGGGGGCGGCGAAGGGCAAAAGCUGCGCGAUCUCUUCGUGCGCCGAGCCAAUAGCAUGAACACGCAGAACACGCCCGUCGCCCGGAUUCGCCAUUUGUCCGCACGCACCGAGCCGAUGAUUCCGGAGGUCGCCGAGAACGGCGCAUUCGAGAACUACGAGUUGCCGGUCGAAAGCCCCGCCGUGGAGCAGCUGCCGUAUGAUGGCGUCGGGAGCACUGAUGACCUUUUCAGCACAUCAAUCACCCCGCAUGCUGCCGAUAACAUGACGAGCUCAACCCCGAGCGAUGGGCCUUCAGUGCCGAACACCGUUCUCCAACGGAAUACAUCAACGGGGUCGAUGCUCGGGAAGAUAUCCGGAAGACUAAGGCCGCGCAGCGGGCACAACGCCACCACGAACACGCCGACCAGCAUUUAUGCGACGACCAGUCGUCAAGGUUCGUUCACGGCACCCGGCUCGAACAACGCAAGCAUGCUGUCCCGUCGCGAUACCAUGGACUCGCAGACCAAAGCCCCAACACAGAAGCGCCGUCGAUUCAGCAACGCCAGUUCGUACAAGAAUGGGCAACAGGCCACGGCAUCUGGCGCCCACUCCGAGGCCGUUGAGCGAGAGAAGCUCGCUCGUUUCCAAGCUCGUUGCAAGGUCUACGAGGGGCUGACUGCCAUGGUGGUGGACAACAGCGACGGGUUGUAUGCGAUCAUCAUUGACGCCACGAUGGACGGGAAGCCUUAUUCCAAGUUCUCGCGCGCCGUCACCAAGUACUUUUGCAUUGAGGCGUUGCUCGAGAAGGCCGUCGCCGAAGCUCGUCUCAAUCCGUUCGCCAAGGUCGCCGAGAUGAACCUACAGGAAAGUGGCAUUUAUUUCAUCGCGGCUCUCGUGCGUGAGCCUUGGGAUUUGACACAGCGGAACAGCGUGGUGCUUGCACGUUCCGGCUACAGCGCCACGAUCACACGUGGGAUCCAGCUUGGGCUGAAUGAAUUGAUGAUGGGCGCGUGCUUCUCGCAAAGUGAUGGGCUGGAGCGGGAUCUCGCGGAGGCCUUCUUGCGCACGGUUUUCUUCGAAAUAAACUCCAAUGAGCUCCAGCAACUCUACGUCAACGUUUUUGCGCGCAACACUGCCGACUUCGAGGUGCUGAUGGAAGUGCGGCAGAAGAUUGAACACGAGAAGGCCUGUCUCGUCCAGCGCUCCAACUCGCUCGGAAGCAACGCC
Mesorhabditis spiculigera is the source of this 1653-nucleotide messenger RNA. Lineage: Eukaryota; Metazoa; Nematoda; Chromadorea; Rhabditida; Rhabditidae. The record is from the annotation of a GenBank genome assembly.